CCGUUUAAAUCCGCUAUUUUAAGGCUGGAAUUCGACCAAUCUGGCAACUCCGUGUACGGAGAUUCGGGACUGAGUAAUUUGAUUGGCUAUCCACGCCGUGACGCUGUGUACAGAGACUCAUGGUAUAUCUGUUGUAGAAACAAAAGAGUACGUUGCUUGCUGUGACUGGACAGCUAAUUAUUUAGGCUAGCUAGCUAAGUUGGAUUUGUACCAUGCCAUUAUCAGUUUUGAUAAAAAGAUGGAAUAACUGUCAAGGUCCAUGAUACGUAGUCCGAAGAGAUAAGAGUUAGUCAUAAUACAGAUAUCUUUGUGGUAGCUGUGAAAAGGGUGAAAUUGAAUGGAUGUCUAAUUUUCAUCAGACAUGGAUAUUAAUAGUGAAGAGUUACCGAAUCGUCAUAUACACGAGAUGCCCGUUGAGAGCGGUUCUUCACGACACGGUGCUCCAGGUUCCGAGGAGGUGAAGUCUAAGUCAGAAAAAGCAGGGACAUAUCGGAAAACAACUACCGUGCCUGCUAAAAGAAAACCACUGAAAAGGAAAGCAAAUUCACUCAGCGAUGCGACGAAGAAGAAGAAAAAAAAGGUUAACGUCAAACGAGCUCCGAGAGCCAAUUAUACUGUACAGCACGGAGAAGAUAUGCUCCUGAUUAUAUCAAACACUAACCAGUUUGACCGUGUUUGGAAGCCUAAACGAAAAGGAUGCAAGAAGAGGAAAGUCAAGACAAAGAGCACUUCGGUCAAGCUGAAUAAACAUCCUACGAAACCCAAAGUGUCUAAGGUUACUGGGGAAACAGUGAGUGAUGUUAAUCUGCAGGAACCAGAAAGCUUUGAUUGGGGUCAGAGACUUCCUAUAGAGCUGCUGGUUAAAAUCUUUGAGUUGAUAGUGCUCCAAGAUGGUGCUGUACCAUUUCUGUGCAGGGUUGGUCGAGUUUGCCGUUUAUGGAAUAGUGCUGCAUCUUCACCAGCACUUUGGCGCAGUGUGUCCAUUGGCUACUGCUGGACUGAACCUGGUAAGAGUCAGUUACCUGGAACUGAACAGAAGAUUAGGAACACUGUAAACUGGCUAGCACAAAACAGGUUCUCCGAUUUAAGGUAUUUCACGCUCUGUCACUGGAAAAAGCAUGUUGACUAUGUUGUUCAGGCAAUAGCAGGUUCCUGCUCAAAUCUCCAAUACCUCAAGCUGUCAUAUUGUAUGGGUAUGACAAAAGAGGCCUUCCAAAACCUAAGCACUGGCUGUCCAUCUCUGGAGAGUAUAAAUGUACAACAUACAGAGUUUCAGGAUGAUGGCUUGGUCUCCUUCCUUGAGAUGUGUGGAAAUCGACUAAAAAGAUUUCUUUUUACACGCAGCUCAAAAAGUGACAAACUUCUCAAUGUUUUGUGCAGGGGGUGCUGUCCUGAACUCAGAUUGCUGGAGAUCAAUACCAAGUUAGACAGUGGGCAUUGCACACUUCCAAUUUGCAUACAGGCUUUACAGCUUGGCUGUCCCAAGCUUCAGACUUUUAGGUUGAUGAAUGUUAACCCAAUUCCCAAAAUGAUUCGUAACACUCCCAGUGCCACUCCAGGCUUCCCCAUGCUGGAGGAGUUGUGCAUUGCCUCUUCCUCCCAUUUAUUUAUGACCGAUCUUGACUUGCUCAAUGUUCUCCAUGGCUCCCCUCAUCUGAGGGUGCUGGAUCUGCGGGGGUGUUCCCGCAUCACGGCUGUGGGACUCUACGCUCUGCCCUGCCAAGAUCUGGAGUGCUUAUACUGGGGGUUGUAUUUCAAUAGCAAUGUCAUGGUGGCAUCCAACAAAGGCAUACACAUGCUGACUGAGAAAUGGAGUCAUACCCUGCAGGAACUGGAUUUGACAAAUCAGCCUUUUUCAGAGGAGGACAUGGAGAUUGCAAUGGGGCAUCUGGCCAAUGGCAGUGGAGCAGAUCACUUCCGCUCCCUUAAUCUUACUGGGACAAAGAUUACAUCAUCUGCACUCAGGUUGCUAGUGGCCCAGUCUACAACUCUGAACUACCUUAAUCUGUCUUCUUGUCGUUACCUCCCAAGAGGACUCAAGCGGAUUUACCGUGGACAAAAGGACAUUCAUCAGCUCCUGGAAAAGUUGAGCUAAUGCAGCUCUUUUUAAUGCUAUCUACAUACAUAUUGGUGAAAUAUAUAUUUUUUUCAACUACAUUUCAGUAUUUCAGUUAAAUAUUUGUUUAGCAGUUUGUGAGGGUCCCUGGAGUAGUCAUACAUAAUAUGAAUGUCAGGAGUACAUGUUACCUUUGUGGCACAUUUGGUAAGAGAAGUGACAAGAUUUUUAGCUUGUUUCAUGUCUUUCUAACUUGAAUUAUUUGGAGAUAAGAGUGAUUUAUGGGGAUAUGAUAUGCAUAACCGAAUAGACUAUUACACAUGAAAUCACUGCUUACAUAGGGGAAUAACAUGUAUAAUAUGUAUAAUAUUACAAAACAAUAUUUAUGACAAACCCUAAACAGAUAAAUGUUUAGAAGAAGUCAACUUGUAGCUUGUCAACAUGGCUGGAAAUGGAAACAAUUCCUGAAUAAGGUUUUGUGUGUGUGUGUGUGUGUGUGU
Messenger RNA from Electrophorus electricus (electric eel), 2556 nucleotides. The record is from RefSeq and is a predicted model, not a curated record. NCBI's taxonomy places the organism in Eukaryota, Metazoa, Chordata, Actinopteri, Gymnotiformes, Gymnotidae.